AAACAAACAAUGGAUCAUAACUUAAUGCUAAAGUUUCAAGCCAUCAAGAAAUCAAAGAAGCAGCAGUUUCUGGACAAGGUUUUACUCUACACAUUCAUAGCAUUCGCUUGUUCCUUCUUCUGUUCCAGCCCUUUCUGGCUCCCUUACUUCUUGUCCUCAUUCAAGACCUUUCUAUUAGUCUCUUCAACAAAAAUGGGUUCAAUCAUGUACAACCCUAAGCAAUUAUUCUUUCUAGGCAACCUUAUCGUCGCUGUUCUCAUCGGAGAAUCCAAGUUUUUUGCUCGUUUUUCAGGUUCCGGAUACGACGAGCACAUCGACCAUCAUCGGAGUCCAAACCCCGGAAACGAUUCGAUCCUCGAAGUGAAAAGAGAGAUGAAAACGAAGCAUUGCGAAGAGAAGGUGACUAUGAUGAGGAGUUUCCGGAUUGAGGAUGGUAUUAGGAAAGUAAAGAAGGGAAGGAAUGAGUUGCGGGGAGAACAUGAAGGUGUUCUGCCCACUGAGGAGUUGAAGAAAAGAGCUGAUGAUUUCAUUGCAAGGGUCAACAUGCAAAGGAGGCUUGAAGCUACAUUAUCUGUUUAAGUAAAAGUAGUGAGUAGCCAUUACCGUAUUAGACAUAUAUAUACUUGUAUCCCGCAUUUUCCGUAAUCCGGAGAGUUGUAAUAUCUUUUCUUCAACUUAAUGGAGCUGCUGGCUGGUUUGUUUGAUUGUUUUGGUAUCAGAAUAGUUUUUAGUUUAUAUGAAUUUGAUC
This is a messenger RNA of Hibiscus syriacus, 748 nucleotides long. RefSeq lists its product as uncharacterized. The transcript is spliced from 2 exons. Lineage: Eukaryota; Viridiplantae; Streptophyta; Magnoliopsida; Malvales; Malvaceae. The record is from RefSeq and is a predicted model, not a curated record. The coding region runs from base 10 to 579 and encodes 189 amino acids.